Messenger RNA from Maniola jurtina (meadow brown), 721 nucleotides. Its product is annotated as translation machinery-associated protein 16 homolog. NCBI's taxonomy places the organism in Eukaryota, Metazoa, Arthropoda, Insecta, Lepidoptera, Nymphalidae. The record is from RefSeq and is a predicted model, not a curated record. Gene Ontology annotation, cellular component: nucleus. The coding region runs from base 111 to 596 and encodes 161 amino acids. The transcript has a single exon.
UCAACAAAUGUCAAAUCCGUCAAAUCGUCAACACGUGUUUAGUAGUGUUUACCAACCACUGCUUAUAACAUUUUUAAAAUUUUUAAUAUCACCAUUAAAACUAAAUAAUAAUGCCUAAAAUAAGUAAUAUAGAUAAGCUCAAACAUCCUAACAGUAGAAAAACAAUAUCACUAGCAAAGAAAAUGCUGAAAAACGAGAAGAAAAACAACAAUAAAAUCGGAACCCACAUCAAACAAAACUUAAUCGGUGAGAAAAUCCUAUGGUUUAAAGAGAGAAUACCGGAAGGUUGCGUGGUUUUGGACAAAGAGCAGACCUUAGGAUUGAUUGAAACUUAUUUGGCGCGGUUUGAUGAAGAGUUAGAGCAGAUAAGUUUGAAAAAUUCUAUUGGUAGAAGGAAAAGUAGACAACAUGCAAGUAGAGAAGAUGUUAUCAAUAUAACUAAGAAGAGAGAGUGCGAAGAGUUCGCGACGUGCGGCCUGGAGAUGCCCGACUUGAUGGACGUCAAGCAAAUGGAGGUGCUAAGGAAUUGGAAUGGUGAACUUAGAUUUUUACAGCAUUUUAAGCUGAAAAGAGUAACUAGAAAACAUUUGACCUAGUUGUAGUAGACCUACCUACCUAACCUUAUUUUCAAACUAGCUUAAUUUAAAAUUAUACCCUACAACUGCUUGUAGAGAUGUAAAUGAUUUAUUGUAUAAAAUUAAUAAAGGUUUAUAUUUCUAUA